AUGUCUGCUAUUCCUAUCGCCACUAACGUCCAAGUAUCGCGCGCCGCGUCGCCGGUGCUCACGACCACUAUUGUGCCGCCGUGCACUGCCGCCGUGCCGUCCUAUGGACCCAACUGCGCCGCCAAGACCCCUGAAGAGAUCAAGGCUUCUUCCCACACGCCCACUCUGGCUGCUCUUGUCCUUCAGGACGGUAGCAUCAUUCAGGGACACUCCUUUGGCGCCGAGACCAAGUCUGUUUCAGGAGAGUGCGUCUUCCAAACGGGUAUGGUCGGCUACCCCGAGUCGCUGACCGAUCCGUCGUACCGCGGCCAGAUCCUGGUGCUCACAUACCCUCUGAUCGGAAACUACGGUGUCCCGAGCCGUGAGGAGCUGGACCCUCUGCUUAAGGAUCUGCCUGCCUACUUUGAGUCGAACCAGAUUCACGUGGCUGCCCUGGUCGUUGGCCAGGCAUCCGCCGAGUUCUCCCACCACCUGGCGACCUCGAGCCUGGGCGACUGGCUCAAGAGCGAGGGUGUCCCGGCCAUCUACGGCGUGGACACGCGCGCGAUCACAAAAUGCAUCCGCGAAGAGGGUGUCAUGCUGGGCAAGCUCCUGUUCCCGACUAGCAUCGUCGGCGAAAGCGACAGCCGUGCGGUGGCCGAGGAUCCCGAAACCUCGGCGCUGCUGCCCGAGUACCAGAACGUCACCUGGGUUGACCCUAACGCCACCAACCUUGUCGCCGACGUGUCGUGCAAGGAGCCCAAGCUGUACUCGCCGGCACCCGAGACUGCGAUCAAGCGCCCCGACGGCCGCACUGUGCGCAUUGUCGCCGUGGACAUUGGCAUGAAAUACAACCAGAUCCGCUGCUUUGUCAAGCGCGGCGUCGAGCUGCUGGUCGUUCCCUGGGACUAUGACUUUUUGUCUCUUGCCGACUCCAUGGACGGCCUGUUCCUGUCCAACGGCCCCGGUGAUCCUACCACCAUCACAGCCACCAUCGAGCGCGUGCGCGCUGCCCUGGCGCUCAAGAAGUUUCCGAUCUUUGGUAUCUGCCUUGGCCACCAGGUGUUCGCUCUGGCGUCGGGCGCGCAGACUGAGAAGAUGAAGUAUGGAAACCGCGGCCAGAACAUCCCCUGCACGGACAUGCUAACUGGCCGUUGCUACAUCACGUCUCAGAACCACGGCUACGCUGUCAAGGCCGAGACGCUACCCGCCAAUGUCAAGGAGCUGUUUGUUAACGCCAACGACGGUUCGAACGAGGGUAUUUACCAUACCGAUCUGCCCUACUUCUCGGUGCAGUUCCAUCCCGAGUCCAACCCAGGCCCGCGUGACACCGAGAUCCUGUUCGACAUUUUCCUGGACACUGUCAAGCGCUGCCUGGCAUCGGGCAAGGUCGAGGGUCCUGUCGAAUUCCCGGGUGCUGAGGCUGCACAGGCCCGUCGCGACCAGCUCAAGAAGUGGGAGAUCGAGCUGGCAUCCGACGACUCGGACAAGUCUGGCCGCAUUGUCAACGGCCGCCGCAUCCGCAAGGUGCUAGUCCUCGGCUCUGGCGGUCUCAGCAUUGGCCAGGCCGGCGAGUUUGACUACUCUGGCUCGCAGGCCAUCAAGGCGCUCAAGGAGGAGGGCAUUUACACCGUGCUGAUCAACCCCAACAUCGCCACGAUUCAGACAUCUAAGGGUCUGGCGGACAAGUGCUACUUCUUGCCCGUGACCCCCGAAUUUGUCCGCAAGGUCAUCCUGCACGAGCGCCCUGACGGUAUCUACUGCACGUUUGGCGGACAGACGGCACUGAAUAUUGGUGUCAAUCUGCGCGACGAGUUCGAGGGCCUGGGUGUGCAGGUUCUGGGCACGCAGAUCGAGACCAUCAUGGUCACUGAGGACCGCGAGCUCUUUGCGUCGGCCAUGAGUGAGAUCAACGAGAAGUGCGCCAAGUCGCAUGCAGCCAGCAGCAUCGAGGAGGCCAUUGUCGCUGCCAAUGACAUUGGUUACCCGCUGAUUAUUCGCGCGGCCUACGCUCUGGGCGGUCUGGGCUCCGGCUUUGCGUCCGACGAGGAGGAGCUUGUGGCGCUGUGCCGUAAGGCGUUUGCCGCCUCACCCCAAAUCCUGGUCGAGCGCAGCAUGAAGGGCUGGAAGGAGAUUGAGUACGAGGUCGUCCGCGAUAGCUUUGACAACUGCAUCACCGUGUGCAACAUGGAGAACUUCGACCCGCUGGGCAUCCACACGGGUGACUCGAUUGUCGUUGCCCCCAGUCAGACGCUGAGCGAUGAAGACUACCAGAUGCUGCGCACCACCGCUGUCAAUGUUAUCCGCCACCUGGGCGUCGUCGGCGAGUGCAACAUCCAGUACGCGCUGAACCCGCACAGCCGCGAGUACUGCAUUAUUGAGGUCAACGCGCGUCUCAGCCGCAGUUCCGCGCUGGCGUCCAAGGCCACCGGCUACCCGCUCGCGUUCGUCGCCGCCAAGCUCGGUCUGGGCAUCCCGCUCAACGAGAUCCGCAACAGUGUGACCAAGGAGACAACCGCGUGCUUCGAGCCCAGCUUGGACUACAUUGUCGUCAAGAUCCCGCGCUGGGAUCUUAAAAAGUUUGACCGCGUGAGCAAGAACCUUUCAUCCGCCAUGAAGUCUGUCGGUGAGGUCAUGGCCAUAGGCCGCACGUUCGAGGAAACCAUGCAAGAGGCCAUCCGCUCAGUCGACACGAGCUUUGACGGCUUCUCCCGCAACACAUACGUGGCUGAGACCAAGGAGGCCAUCGAGGAGGAGCUGACCAAGCCGACCGAUCUGCGUGUCUUCGCUAUUGCCAACGCGUUCCACAUGGGCUACACUGUCGAGAAGAUCCACGAGCUGACGGCCAUCGACAAGUGGUUCCUCUGCAAGCUGCGCGGCCUGGUCGAAACCGAGCGCGCCCUGUCGACCUUUGAGGCCGACCAGCAGAUCCCGCGCAACCUCCUGAGCUACGCCAAGCAGCAGGGCUUCUCAGACUCGGGCAUUGCGCACUUCUCGAAGCGCAACGAAAUGCAGGUGCGCAACACGCGCAUCGGCUACGGCAUCACGCCGUUUGUCAAGCAGAUCGACACUGUCGCCGCCGAGUUCCCGGCGCACACCAACUACUUGUACAUCACGUACAAUGCGUCAAAGCACGAUGUGUCUUUUGUCGACAACGGCGUGAUGGUGCUCGGCUCCGGCGUGUACCGUAUUGGUUCUUCCGUUGAGUUUGAUUGGUGUGCCGUUCGCGCCAUCCGCACGCUGCGCGAGAACAAAUUCAAAACGAUCAUGAUCAACUAUAACCCCGAGACAGUGUCGACGGACUAUGACGAGGCCGACCGUCUGUACUUCUCGAACAUCACGCUGGAGCGCAUAAUGGACAUCUACCAGGCCGAGACCUCCGCCGGUGUGAUCAUCAGCAUGGGUGGCCAGGCGCCGAACAACAUCGCGCUUGCCCUGCACCGCAACAAGGUCAAGAUUUUCGGAACGAGCCCCGAGAACAUCGACGGCGCUGAGAACCGAUACAAGUUCUCGCGCAUGCUGGACCAGAUCGGCGUCGACCAGCCACAGUGGCGCGAGCUGACCCAGUACGAGGACGCCGAAGCCUUCUGCGAUGAGGUCGGGUACCCCGUGCUCGUGCGCCCCUCGUACGUGCUCUCGGGCGCGGCCAUGAACGUCGUGUCGACCUCGACCGACCUCAAGUCGUACCUGGAGCAGGCAGCGACUAUGUCGCGCGAACACCCAGUGGUUGUCACCAAGUUCAUCGAGGAGGCUAAGGAGAUCGACGUCGAUGCCGUGGCCCUGGAUGGAAAGCUCAUCAUGCACUGCGUGUCCGAGCACGUCGAGAACGCUGGUGUGCACUCUGGUGACGCUACGCUUGUGCAACCGCCCCAGGACCUGGACCCUGUCACCGUGCGCAAGAUCGGCGAAGCCACUGCCGCCAUCGGUCUGGCCCUGCGCGUGACUGGACCGUACAACAUCCAGUUCAUGGCCAAGAACAACGAGAUCAAGGUCAUUGAGUGCAAUGUGCGCGCGGCGCGGUCGUUCCCGUUUGUGUCCAAGGUGACGGGCGUUGAUCUGAUCGAGAUGGCGACCAAGGUGAUGCUCGGCCUGCCAGUGACCCCGUAUCCGAACCGCGGCCAGCGUUUGAGCUACGUCGGUGUCAAGGUGCCGCAGUUCAGUUUCUCUCGCCUGCAGGGUGCUGAUCCCAUCAUGGGUGUUGAGAUGGCAUCAACCGGUGAGGUUGCUGCGUUUGGCCGGGACAAGUACGAUGCGUACCUCAAGGCAAUGCUGGCCACAGGUUUCCAGCUGCCAGAUCGCAACAUCCUGCUGUCGAUCGGCUCGUACAAGGAGAAGGUCGAGAUGAUGGAUUCCGUGCGCCGUCUGGCCGACGCUGGCUACAAGCUGUUCGCCACGCCAGGCACGGCCGACUUUGUCCAGGAGCACGGCAUCGAGAUCACGACGCUGGAGGCCGACAUGGCGCGUGAGGGAUACAGCCUGCAGGAGUACCUUUCAAACAACAAGAUCGACCUGUACAUCAACCUUCCGUCGAAGAACAGCUUCCGCCGCCCCGCGUCUUACGUAAGCAACGGCUACCGCAGCCGUCGCAUGGCGAUUGACUUCUCAGUGCCGCUGAUCACCAACGUCAAGUGCGCCAAGAUGUUUAUCGAGGCAAUGGCGCGGUUCAAGGAGGCCAAGUCCUUCGAGAUUGACAGCGUCGAUUACAUCACGUCGCACCGCACCACCGUCCUGCCUGGCCUGGUCAACAUCGGUGCGAUGUUGCCGUCCGCCGCUGCUGACGUCGAGGCUGCCACACAGGCAGCACUCACUGGUGGUUUCACGACGCUCGCCUUUAUUGCCGACUCGGCUGUCGACGUCGUCAAGGCCAAGGCUAUUGCCCGCGGCCAUGCGCACGCCGACUUUGUUGUUGCAGUCUCCGCCACUGACUCCAACGCGAGCUCGGCCGCCGCGCUCAGCGCCGAGGCCCCGUUCCUCUUCAUGCUGAUGGACAAGUCGCACGUCACCUCUGUUUCUGCUGCCGCUGAGCACUUCAAGGCCUGGCCCCAGACUUCGGCCGUCAUUGCGCGCGCAUCUGGCAGCGAUCUCGCCGCCUUGCUGCUGCUCGCGGCCCUGGGCCAUCGCCAGAUUCACAUCACCGAUGUGCGCCAGGCCGCCGAUCUCGACCUGAUCGAGCUCAGCCGCGCGCGCGGGCUUAACGUCACUUGCGACGUGUCGCUCUUUGCGCUGUUUGCUGAUCGCCUGCCUGCGACCCCCGGUCUGUCCGCCAACGUCGCCCCGCUGUGGGCGCGUCUCUCCUCGAUCGACUGCUUCGCUGUGGGCACUGUCCCCGCCGAUGUUGCCAAGGUCACAAAGACCGACUCCUCGGACACUGCCGCUCUUGGCUACACUGUCGCCCUGCCCCUGCUCUUCACAGCUGUUGCUGAGGGCCGUCUGCGCGACUUGGAUGUCAUCGAGCGCCUGUGCAUUGCGCCGCGCCGUAUCCUGGGCCUUCCCGAGCAGCCUGAGACGUGCGUCGAAAUCCACGAGGACCGUGAGGUGCGCAUUCCUCCCAGCGCUGCCGAUGCGCGCUGGUUCACUUCUCUGUUGAGCGCGCCCGUUCGUAGCGCCGUCCACCGUGUUGUCAUGCGUGGCCAGACUUUGCUGCUCGAUGGCCGCUUCUUCACCCCUGAGGCUGCGCCUGCCGGCCGCGACUUGGGUCGUGUCCUGCGCCCGGUCAGCUCGGGCCCUGGAUUCCAGAGCGUCGCUGCUCAAAAGAUCAAGGCCAUAGAGACCGCGGUUGUUGAAGCCGAGACUGCGGUUGAGGCCGAGGCCACUCCCAAGACGCCCGUCAGCGCCGCAGCCACUGUUUCCACUUCAGCACCGCUUGUUGCGCGCGAUUUCGUGUCGGUGCCCCGCGCCAUUCAGACCAACCGACUGGCCGACGUACUUGCCCGCCAUGGCGGCGAGAACCCCUUCUACAUGAAGCACGUGCUGAGCGUCCGCCAGUUCUCGCGCGAGGAUCUGCACCUUCUCUUUGCCGUUGCCCAGGAGAUGCGCACCGCUGUGCAGCGCUCCGGCUGCCUGCCCCUGCUGGCCGGUCGCGUCAUGGCUGCCGUCUUCUACGAGCCCUCGUCGCGCACAUCUUCAUCAUUCCAGGCUGCUAUGCUGCGCCUGGGCGGCCAGGUUUUUACUGCAAACAGCGAGUCGUCGUCGGUUGCCAAGGGCGAGACCCUCGAGGACACUGUGCGCACCUUUGCUUCGUAUGCCGAUAUCAUUUCUCUGCGCCACCCACAGCCCGGCUCCGUUGCGGGCGCUUCGCGCAUGUGCAGCGUGCCCGUCAUCAACGCUGGUGACGGUAUUGGCGAGCAUCCGUCGCAGGCCAUGCUCGAUGCCUUUACGAUCCGCGAGGAAUUAGGCACAGUCAACGGCCUGACCAUCACCCUGGUCGGUGACCUGCGCAACGGCCGCACCGUGCACUCGCUGGCCCGCGUGCUUGCCCAGUACAAGAACGUCACCUUAAACUACGUUUCGCCGCCAUCCCUGGCCAUGCCUGAGUCCAUCAAGCGCGACGUUGCCCUGCGCGCGCCCUAUGUCAUGCAGAACGAGCUUACCACACUCACCGACGAUGUGCUGGCCAACACCGAUGUUUUGUACAUCACCCGCGUGCAGAAGGAGCGCUUCGAUUCGCUCGAGGAGUACGAGCGGACUAAGAACGCCUACAUCAUCGACAACAGCCUGAUGCGCAAGUGUAAGCGCAACAUGAUUGUCAUGCACCCGCUCCCUCGCGUUUCUGAGAUCGCUCCCGAGGUUGACACCGACCAGCGCGCCGCGUACUUCCGCCAGAUGCAGUACGGCAUGUUUGUGCGGAUGGCUCUUCUUGCGCUCAUGCUCUGCCGCGAGUUUUAA
Kickxella alabastrina is the source of this 6864-nucleotide messenger RNA. RefSeq lists its product as uncharacterized. The coding region runs from base 1 to 6864 and encodes 2287 amino acids. The record is from RefSeq and is a predicted model, not a curated record. Gene Ontology annotation, biological process: L-glutamine metabolic process; UTP biosynthetic process; 'de novo' pyrimidine nucleobase biosynthetic process. NCBI's taxonomy places the organism in Eukaryota, Fungi, Kickxellomycota, Kickxellomycetes, Kickxellales, Kickxellaceae. Gene Ontology annotation, cellular component: cytoplasm; cytosol. The transcript is spliced from 2 exons. Gene Ontology annotation, molecular function: aspartate carbamoyltransferase activity; metal ion binding; ATP binding.